Messenger RNA from Pelobates cultripes (western spadefoot toad), 678 nucleotides. The record is from the annotation of a GenBank genome assembly. Lineage: Eukaryota; Metazoa; Chordata; Amphibia; Anura; Pelobatidae.
AUGGACUUGGUGGCUCUCAAAGUCCGGGUCUCAAAGUUCGGGUCUUUCCCACAUAGGAGAAAGCAGAAAACCCUGAUCUUGCUUCGGACGUUCUGCUGCUGGUUUGACUUAGGUCUUCAACCUAAGUGGGCUAAUAAAGGGAGAAUCAGAUGUUUGAACGGUUGCUAUACCCGGAGCAAACCACCUCACCUCCCUCCGCUCAGACCAUGGACGGAGACAAUAGCCAGCUUUAAAACCAGGCUUGCGGAUGAUAUAUUUCACAGCAACUUUCAACACAUCCGUUUCAUCAGCACCAUUGCAGUGCCUCUCAUAGCAGGCUGUGGUUCAUUCCAGAUGAUGGAAGCUCUAGUUUUGGCCUCAGCAGUCACUGCGUGCUUCUCAGCCUGCAGGCAUAGUGUUUGCCAUAGGUGCUCAAAUGCUUGGGCGAUAUGUUUCUCACAGAAGGCCCCUGCUGUAUGUAGUGGCUUGGCUGUAGACCUCCCCUUAAUGGUCAUCUUGGUACCUGUGCAGCAGGAAUCCAGCUUUUCUAAGGACCCAUCGGGACUUGUGGCUGUGAUCAGGUUGGUGCUACUGUGUGGGGAGGCAGUCAGGCAUCAGAGAGUUGGGAGAACGGCCCUUCCUCCAGUUGUCUGGCACAACUGGUUUAAAGCAGUUCAGUCCACAACGAACAGGGCAUAA